UUGAAACUGGUGUGGACGCGAGACGCGCACACACAUUCCCACACACGGGCACGCACACACACACACUCACACAGAGACGCGCAAACUCGCGCACGCAGCAGCUCCGAGCGCUGGGAGUUUUCGGCGCUCAGGUGAUCGGAGAUCCGUGUGGGAGAAGUUGGGAGAAGGGACAGCGGGAAAGAAAGAAGCGCCGCAGGAGAAUGAUCCGGUUCUGAGAAUCUGCGCUUUGCCCUUUUUCUGCAGGAACGGCACACGAGAAAAAGAAAAACAGGAUGAUUUCGUCGUCCUCGAACUCCAGCUCCGGCAUGGUCCACCCCAGGCCUUGACCACUCCAUAGGAAGGGUCCCCCCCCCCCUCCGCCCCGCCCCGGGGGUGUCAGCGGUCACCAUGACGACUGUAUCCGGCAGGAGCCUGGUGCUGGUGGAGUACAAGUAUGAGUACUCCAACCGGGAAGGCGUUCCGGUGACCAUCCAGCCCAACGAGAGGUACGUCCUGCUGGAAAAGACCAACGAGAACUGGUGGCACGUGCGCAAGGACAAGCGCAGCCCGCCCUUCUUCAUCCCCGCCAAGUACGUGAAGGAGCUGCCGGCGGACUUCCCCUCUCCGCUGGACUUCCUGCAGCCGGGCGGGCCCCCCAGCCCGGGGCCGGGCGCGGGGGAGGGGCCCUGCGAGGUCACCAUCCGGGUGCAUUCGCCCCGCCGGCGUCACAAGAAGAAGACGGAGAACCGGCUGUCCACGUUCGGCGUGCCGCUGGACGUGCCCGACCCCGUGCAGAAGCGUGGCGGCGCGCGCGACCUCCCGCGCGCGCGGGACAGCCCCCGGAGCCCCCGGAGCCGCCAGCGCGCCGCCGCGGCCCCCGUGGAGACCCCGCCCCGCUCCCCCGCCGACGAGCUGCCCCUGCCGCUGCUCGUCUCCAAGGUGCCCAGCUUCAGCCCGGCGGACCCCGUGGUCCGGCCCACGCUGGCCAAGCCCGUGGAGACGCCCACCGUCCGGGACCUGCAUCCCGUGGAGACGCCCGCUCUCCGGGACCUGCAUCCCGUAGAGACGCCCUCCCUCCGGGACCUGCAGCCCAGCGAGCCCGCGGACCACCCCAAGCCGCCCGCGGAGUUCGACGACCCGCCCGAGACGGACUCCGACCAGUCCGACGACUCGGAGCAUAUUUACGAAUCGCUGUCGGACUUCCCGGGCUUGAGGCUACCGGAUUCGCCCGUCACGGAAACGGCUCCUUCCCAUCAGCCCCCUGCUCCGGCUCCGCCCCCUCAUGCCUCACAGACGGGGAGCUCCAGCCCCAACACCGCGCUUUCCCCCAACGUUCCCGAUCUGAGCAAGACCGGCCCCCGUCUGGCCCUGCCCCCCUCCCCCUCCCCGUCCCCCGGAGGGGCCCGGCACCUCUCCGCCGAUUCGGACGAAUGGGAGGUGCACACUGACCGGGACAGCGGGAAGGAGUACUACUUUCACCGCGCCUCGGGCCAGUCCACCUGGGACAACCCCCUCAGCCCCUUCAUGGAGCCCGAGUCACCCCAGGAGGGCCAACCCAAGCCCCCGCCCGAACCCACCCCUCCGCCGUCUGCCCCUGCCCCAGCCCCGGCCCCGGCCCCGGCUCCGGCCCCCACGCCCACCCCCACCACGGGGGGCUCCGGCUGGGAGAAGCACAUGGACGAGGCCACCGGGAGGCCCUACUUCUACAACCAGGCGUCCGGGGAGACGUCCUGGGCGCCCCAGGGGGACGAGCCCACCCCAGCCGGGGCCACGGGGCCCCCGGGCCUGGCCAAGCCCCCCCUGCAGGACGUUCCGCCUCCCCUCCCGGACGAGGACUACCCCGUGGAUGACGAGGCGGAGUCAAAGCCACCCCCUACCUACCCCAAAGACUACAGCUUCACCAAGCUGAAGCGCUCGCUCAUCCCACGCGUGAGCCUGGACACCAAGCCCCUGGCCGGCUGGACCCGUUCGGUGGACCCUGACGGCAAGAUGGUGUUCACCAGCGAACACAGCCAGGAGCAGUGGAUCAAGUCGGUGGAUGACAGAGGACAGACGUACUACUACCUGAGAGACGGGUCCCGGUCCCAGUGGAACCUGCCUGAGCUCCCAGCCCCCGGCAGCAGCUCCCCAAAGGUGGGGAACGGGGUGGAGCCUGAGGGGGUGCCGGUUCUGAAGAACUGGAGACAGACCAUAAGCCCCUCCCCUUUCAGCCCCACCCCUUUCAGCCCACCUAAGGAAGAGCUGAAGUUCUUCCCCACGCACGUGAGGAAGAUCUCAGACUACAGCAGUGAUGCCUUCAGCUCGGGGAAUUCCCCAGAGUUACUUCACCAGCCUGAUAGGUUCAGACACCAGAGGACCCCGUCCAAUCAGAGUUCAGACUCUCAACAGCAUGUGGGUUCUAACGCCUCAACCGGGCCUGAGAAAAGCUGGGCCCAGACUUUGGAAAAAGCCGGAAUUCUCAACAAAACCAAGAUAGCGGAGAAUGGGAAACGGCUGAGGAAGAACUGGGCUCAGUCCUGGACUGUCCUGCACGGUGGAGUUCUGACUUUCCACAAAGACCCGAAGUCCGCUCCCACUGGAAACGCGAACAAAAGCAAUCAGAUCGUCCCAGAAUUCACGGUGGAGUUACGAGGGGCGAAUGUUCAUUGGGCCUCGAAGGACAAAUCCAGCAAGAAGCACGUCCUGGAGUUGAAGACGCGGCACGGGUCUGAUUACCUGGUGCAGUACGACACGGAGAGCAUCAUCAGCGACUGGUACAAAGUGAUCGUGGAGACCAUCCGCCAGCUGGAUCUCGAGCAUCACUCUGAAGAGGAUGAGGAUGACGAGGAUUCAGACGACAAGAGGAGGUCCUCCAACAGGCAGAGCACCACCUCCUCCGGCCACAGCAGUGAGACGGACCAGGGCAGGGUGCGCACCAAGCUCCGCAAGUUCCUGCAGAGGAGGCCCACGCUGCAGUCCGUCAAGGAGAAGGGCUACAUCCGAGAUAAUGUCUUUGGCUGCCAUCUGGACAUUCUGUGUUAUCGGGAGAACACCAAUAUCCCGCGCUUCGUUGAGAAGUGCAUCACGUCCGUGGAGAAACGAGGCUUGGGCGUGGACGGGAUCUACAGAGUGAGCGGAAACCUGGCCGUUAUACAGAAGCUGCGCCACAAAGCGGAUCACGAGGAGAACCUGGACUUGGACGACGGGCAGUGGGAGGAGAUCCACGUGAUAACGGGAGCCCUGAAGCUGUUUUUCAGGGAGCUUCCCGAGCCUCUCUUCCCCUUCAGCAGCUUCGACCGCUUCAUCGCCGCCAUCCAAGUCAGUGAUAAAAGACAGAAGGUGUCUUUCAUUCACGACCUGGUUAAGGGUCUCCCCCUGCCCAACCUGGAAACCAUGAAGGCCCUUUUCAGCCAUUUAAUCAAGGUGGUGGCCCACGGCGACGAGAACCGCAUGUCGGUGCAGAGCGUGGCCAUCGUCUUCGGCCCCACGCUGCUUCGUCCCGAAACCGAGUCGGCCAACAUGACCAUGCACAUGAUCUUCCAGAGCCAAAUCGUGGAGCUCAUCCUCAACGAAUACCAACAAAUCUUCGGCCAAGACUGAGAAUCCAGAGUCUGAUCGCGGACACGGGAUGCGGCAGGGGGCAGGGGGCAGGGGACAGGGGACAGGUGGAAAAAAAUGCAAGGGGACUCAGGUUAAAGCAAGGGACAGUGGGGCUGGGUGGGGACUGCACAGGGGGUCUUUUGGACGAGCUCAGUGAGGGCUCAAUAGCUGGCUUUUUUGCAUUUGUUUAUUUUAAAUUGGUGGGGUUUUUUUUAUUGUCUGUUGUGUCGAUCUCCAUCUCCAAGUGUCUGUCGGUCCUGCCUUCUUUCUUCCACAUUUCAUUUCCCUAUCCCCCCGUUUUGGUACUCCUAAUCUUCUCAGGUUAGGAUAAUGGAGUUUGUUAGCACUAGAAGAACUGUCUGGACCAAAAUUUUGGCGUUUUUGGCUACUCAUCGCAAUGCUGCGCUAACCAAAUGCCUUGGUGUUUUUGGAUGCCUUUCCGAAGCCUGGGGCUAACAGCUCACGUGAUGACAUUUGCUGAUUUUGUGGCAUACACGUGCUGCUCCCAGCAAUACCAUUAUCUGGAUUUCUGGAUUUCACCACAGUCAGCCAUGGGAAGGUUUAUGAAACAUGGAUUAUGCCGCCGAGUUGCUAUAUUCCAUAAAACAUUGUAAUGAUGGUUUAAUAUGCAAGAUACCUCCAAAGGUAUGUUACCUUGAUAUAAAAGGGCCUUAAUGUGAAAGGGACGGUCGAUUGCUUCAUGUGUAUUGUACAACUUUUCUAAACAUUUAAAGAGGAAAAAUAUCUUGUUGUAUCUUGUUGUAGCUACUUUGUAUUGAAAGGGCACAGUACAUUUAUAAAAUUAUAUGUUAUUAAUGAGGGUCCAUACUUUAAACAGCAUGUGGUUACACUCUGUUGUUUGUUAGCGUUAUUGCUAUAUGGAAACUGGAUGAUACAAAAGUGUUAAAUCUAAGGGCUUUUUUGUGGAAAAUUUGAUGGACAUUGUACAUACAUAAGAGCAGAUUUACCCUAUAAAUGUUCUUUUAAUAAAUAAUAACUUAAUUUU
Molecule: messenger RNA, 4564 nt
Organism: Conger conger (European conger)
Lineage: Eukaryota; Metazoa; Chordata; Actinopteri; Anguilliformes; Congridae
Product: rho GTPase-activating protein 12-like
Exons: 19
Coding region: 388-3558 (1056 amino acids)
Biological process (GO): signal transduction; regulation of GTPase activity
Cellular component (GO): cytoplasm
Molecular function (GO): protein binding
Source: RefSeq, a predicted model, not a curated record